GCGAGCAGAGAGCACAUCGAUCCUUGCCGGUAUUUUCGUAUUUGGUUAGUUCGAAAUGUGAAAUCAUCACGGAGAGGUUAAUUGUUAUCGAAAUUUCAAGUGAAAAAUAUGGAAUCCAGUGAUUUACUCAAUUGUGCCAUUAGAGUGAAACAGGAGGUUAGUCAUGUCUCGCUUGUUGAAAAUGAUAAUGAAAUGAUUGACGAGAAGCCCGAUCUUAGUAACUUUCAACUGUUAUCAUUUUCACCAGAAAAUUCAAACCAUACGCUUCAAAAAUGUGAAGAAAAUCAAGGAAGUAAACUUGAUAAUGAAGUGGAAAUAGUUGUUGAAUGUGAAGACGUCAAGCCCAACUUUGAUUUAUUAGCAGUGAAGAAAAUUGACGAUUAUUCUCCAAAUCACUUGGGGAAUGUAAUUGAUAGCGAUGAUAAAACUCUAAACAUUAUUAAAAUAGAACCCCCUGGGGAAGUGAAAAAAGAAAUUGUUUGUAGCAUUGCUGAAGAAUCGAAUUUGAGACUUGAGUGUGAACUCAUUGGACGAGAUAAAAAAAACAGAAAUACAAAAAAGGCUGACGAUCAAUAUAAACUCAAAGCACAGAUUGAGACGAUGCAUAGCAAUAGCAUCCACGCGUGUAAAGUUUGUGGAAAAACAUUUAAACGAAAGGAUCAUCUCAAAUACCACAUUGAUGCGGUGCAUAAUGGUAUCGCACAUACGUGUGAUAUAUGCGAGAAAAAAUUCACAAGUAAAUGUAAUCUUAAGGCCCACGUGAAUAACGUGCACAAUCGUAUCAGAUAUGAAUGCGAUGUAUGUGCAAAGACAUUUUCACAUAAAUAUUAUCUCAAAGCACACAUCGAUUCAGUUCAUAAUAAAUUUGCACCAAAAUGCGAUAUAUGUCACAAGACAUUCACAUCAAAGGGUAAUCUCCGAAACCACAUCACAUCUGUGCAUGAUAAAAUCACUCAUAGAUGUGACACUUGCGGAAAAAAGUUCAUGUAUAAGAGCAGUCUUAAAAUCCACAUCGAUCGGUUUCAUAAUGGUAUCACCCAUAUGUGUGACACAUGCGGAAAAAAGUUCAAGAGUAAGGGCAAUCUUAAAAUCCACAUUGAUGCGAUGCACAAUGAUGUCGCAUAUACGUGUGAUAUAUGCGAGAAAAAAUUCACAACUAAAAGUAAUCUUAAGGUCCACGUGAAUAACGUGCACAAUCGUAUCAGAUAUGCAUGCGAUGUAUGUACAAAGACAUUUUCAAAUAAUAGUGAUCUCAAAAAACACAUCGAUUCAAUUCAUCGUAAACUCGCACCAAAAUGUGAUAUAUGUCACAAGACAUUCACAUCAAAGGGUAAUCUCCGAAACCACAUCACAUCUGUGCAUGAUAAAAUCACUCAUAGAUGUGACACUUGCGGAAAAAACUUCAUGUAUAAGAGCAGUCUUAAAAUCCACAUCGAUCGGUUUCAUAAUGGUAUCACCCAUGUAUGUGACACUUGCGGAAAAAAGUUCAAGUAUAAGACCAGUCUUAAAAACCACAUCAAUCAUUUUCAUAAUGGUAUCACCCAUAUGUGUGACACAUGCGGAAAAAAGUGCAAAUAUAAGAGCAAUCUUAAAAUCCACAUUGAUGCGAUGCACAAUGAUGUCGCAUAUACGUGUGAUAUUUGCGAGAAAAAAUUCACAACUAAAGGUAAUCUUAAGGCCCACGUGAAUAACGUGCACAAUCCUAUCAGAUAUGAAUGCGAUGUAUGUACAAAGACAUUUUCAUUUAAAAGUGGUCUUAAAAAACACAUCGAUUCAAUUCAUCGUAAACUCGCACCAAAAUGUGAUAUAUGUCACAAGUCAUUCGCAACAAAUGCUACCCUCAAAGUUCACAUCUAUACGUUGCAUAAAGGUAUCAUCCAUAAUUGAAUGCAAUGUUUGGAAGAUUAAUCUAGAAAAUGUUCAACUACAAUAAUAUCAUUAUUUCCUUCAAUGUUAUAUCAUUAUGUAAAAACAAUGUUCAAGUUUAAAAAAAUAAAUAUGUUUUUGAAGAAAAA
Messenger RNA from Trichogramma pretiosum, 2015 nucleotides. Its product is annotated as zinc finger protein 658B-like. The record is from RefSeq and is a predicted model, not a curated record. The transcript is spliced from 3 exons. The coding region runs from base 109 to 1887 and encodes 592 amino acids. Gene Ontology annotation, biological process: regulation of DNA-templated transcription. NCBI's taxonomy places the organism in Eukaryota, Metazoa, Arthropoda, Insecta, Hymenoptera, Trichogrammatidae. Gene Ontology annotation, molecular function: DNA-binding transcription factor activity, RNA polymerase II-specific; RNA polymerase II cis-regulatory region sequence-specific DNA binding.